This is a messenger RNA of Entrophospora sp. SA101, 390 nucleotides long. The record is from the annotation of a GenBank genome assembly. NCBI's taxonomy places the organism in Eukaryota, Fungi, Glomeromycota, Glomeromycetes, Entrophosporales, Entrophosporaceae.
AUGGCUACAUCAUCUUUUGCAGAAAUUUUAAAAAAACAAGAAGAUAGCUACGAAACAGAAAACUUGGAGGCGGAUCUAAUUGUUAGUGAUGCAUCUUUAUCAAGCUCCACUUUUUCCAAUAUCUCCAAUACUUCCAAUACUUCUUACUUAAACACUUCUUCUUAUGAUAUAGUAAGUAGUAGUGAAGGGGAAGAUAAAUUUAAUGAAAAUUAUGAUGCAACUUCUAGGAAAAACAAAUUAUCAAAAAGUGCAAUUAUUCUAAGUGCUACUAUAGAUAUUGCUUUAGCUGGAUUGUUGAUUGGUUGGAUUUAUAAAAAACCAACUGCUACUAAAAUUCAAAUUGGCAUAGGAUCAAUUGGUCUAUUGUCAUUAUAUGGUGCUCAAUGGUAA